AACUUUGGCGGCUCUCGGCACCCGUCUUAUAGCUACCGUAAAAGACGCAGCCGGCAUAAAUAGUGAAUAUUAUGGAAGUUAAGUCUGCGACUCAAUCAAUUGCUCUAUCUUUUAAAAAUAAUCACAUGUUUACGAAUUGACAUAACUUAAUUGUUCGAGGGUUACGUUUAACGCCACUGUAGCGUAGCGUUAGCUACUCCGCUUGGUAGCUUCGCACGCUCUCAACUCAGUCAUUUGCGUUUAGUUGUCUCGCUAAGCUGGUUUAUUAACGUAUUCAGUUCUUUUUAUGCUCACACUGGCGUUCGCCUGCUAUGAUGGAGUUUAUCUCCCAAAGGAAGAAAACACAUUUGUGGAUCAGGUCUUGGAUGACCUGGAAACAUACCAGAAGAGUAGCCCCAAAAGUGUGCUCCUGUUCCCACCUCUAUCCAGCAGGCUACGUUACCUGAUUCAUAGAACCGUCGAAGACCUACCGGAGCUCACCACCUUCUCUGUGGGGGAGAGCUGGUGUCGUCAGGUGGUGGUUUGCCCCUCAGCACUCAGAGGUGAGGCUCAGGAAGAAGACGAUGAUGGAGAGAGCAGCUUCGGUCUGGACGAAGAGCCUGUUAAAAGUCCCAAAAGACAAUCUUCCACCUCAACUCGAAUCAAAGCACCCAGAAGGCCAGACAAGGCGCUUUACACGCCCAGAGCUGCUCGGCAGAAUCUCCAGAGCCAAAACUCACAAGCCUCCCAAGGAGUCCAGGAGUCACCAACUUCAGCUUUCCUCACCAGUCUAUCGAACUCCUCCUCCUCAUCGGAGGGAAAGUCAUCACUUGUAUUAAAAGAAGAGUCAAUUCCAUUUGCAGCAGAUGGCGCCCUUGUGGACAAAACAUUAACGAAAGGAAACUUGAGUGCUCAUGAGGAUGACGUCACACUUUCCUGCCUGAGUAAAAUGUGUCUUGAGGACAAACCUGCCAAAUGUGACCUUAGUGAAGAGAUCAAGACACACCUGCUAGAAGCUGUGACGUUUACCGUGCGGCAUGUAUGCAAUGACUACUCCGCUUACGAGAAUUUUCCCAUCACCACUGAGGACUUUGCCCACGUUAUCGAGAUCUAUGACUUCCCUGCUAUGUUCAAAACAGAUGACCUCUUGGAUGCCUUUGCUGAGUACAGUGAUGGCGGGAUGAAGAUUACAUGGGUGGACGACACGCACGCCUUGGGUGUUUUUGCCACUCAAACGGCAGCAGUGCACGCCCUCUCCAUCUGCCACCCCUUGCUGAAGGUUCGAACACUCGCUGAAGGCAGCAAAAUGGCCAAAGGCAAGGCCUUUAAACGACCAGAGUUCAUCCAGCCGAUGAAGGAACGACCGAAGACAGACAGCGCUGUUGCUAGGCGGAUGGUAGCCCGAGCUCUGGGCCUGAAUAGACGAGGCCGAGGGAGAGGGCAGUGCAUCUGAAAGCUUAAAGUGUGGGCAAUUCAAGUGGCCCGUGUUUGGUUGGAUCAAACACAAUGAACGCUGUGGUGGGAACCCGCAAACCACUUUGGAUGUUUAUGUCUCUCAAGCAGACUCCAUCUUAUCGAAGGAUGAGCUCAUCGGAAUUUGAGCCAAGCUGGGAAAUAUCUACUUUGAGAGGAACACUAUAAUAAGACAGUUAAAAUUAGUUAUUGGCAGGCAAGGGGCGAUACAUGAAGCUGACUUUCUGGAAACCAAAGUAAAUAAAUAUGAAUUGUCCUUUCAGUUUCACAUUUCUAGGAUUUGAAGGAUGACAAUGAUGUGACUAAUAGUGGAGCUGUGCCAUGAGUACCACUUGCACAAGCAAACAUGUUUCCUUCUUUCUCAGAGUUUUCCUCAAAGACCCCAUCUGUUCUCAUCUCCAACAUCUGGAGAAACUAAACGGUGUAGAACUAGCUAACAAGUACAUUGUUCGUGGAGCAUGUCAAAGUCAUUGGCUGUGAUUCCGCACCUCGGGAAUGCCAGACUUUGCUGAGGAAGAAAGUAUGGCCUCUGUCCACUGAGGUCACAAAGAUCCUCUUGACUUGAAGAAGUUGAAAUGGUGGUGCUAAUAAAAGCAGUAACUAACUGUUUCCAUUUCAGAAAGAAGAUGCUUAAUGUGGUAAUGUGGUCCUUUCAAAAUAUGAUGUAGUAUAAGGGCUUGUCAAAUUCUGGAAAUUAUACCCCUCUAAAAAAAAAUUCAAAGAUGGAUUAGAAAAAAAUCAUGACUAGCAUGCAUUGAGAAACCACUGCAUGUGUUUGAUUGCAUCUCCGUGGAUACAGAAGUUUGUGGCCGUGGAAAUGAUACCCACAUGCUACAUCAUCCAUCCAUCUUCAGCAUCAUAUUUCCUCACUUGGGUAGAUUCAAACCCAUACAGAGGAAGAUACAGCUAGAUCUGCUGUGGCGGCAAGCUCUCAUAUUUCACCUAGCCCAAUUAGAGAAGAAGCCAAAUUUACAACUUUCAGUAUCAAUCUUCUUCGAACAAGUCUUGCACUCGAAUAUGCACCUGACGGAGUGACUGGUUUUCUCCCUGUUUGCAUUGACCUCCGUUUUAACUUUAACGUACACACGUCGCGUCCACUUUCCCGACUGAGCACAAAACGCCAAUUCAUGCGGUGAGUAAACACGCUGAAGGAACAUGACUGGCCGUUGCUGCGGCACACGCUCAAAGAGGUGCAGCCACACUCGGGCCAUUCCUUUCUCCUGCCACUUGAAAGGCCUCACCCAGGCUGAGGAAAUAUUUACAGGGUGGGGGACUUAACGGCAGCAACACCCCUGGAACUGUAAACACACAACAAAUAAGGAACCAGAGGGUGCUGUAUAAAUACCCCUCCUGUAAAAAAAUAGAUAAUUAGAAGCAUUAGUAAGCUGUAAAAAAUGGCCCAACUGGAUAUACACAGAUUUGCUUCUUUGAGGUGAACAGCUGUAGCUGCUGUUCUAGACAAGCAUUUCAUUUGACAUCUAUUCUGGUGCGAGUGCCAUGACAAACCCCGUUAGUCUGGCUCACAUGGGAACCCCCUGCGUCAGAGGCUUUUCAGACAUUUCCUCCCUGUCUUCUAUCACGCCUACAUUGACUUUCCAUCUGGUAUGAAAGGUGUUGACGGCAGCCAGACAUGAUGAGCUCCCCCUGCUCACAGGGUGGGAAGCCUUCUCAGUAUCUCCAAAGAGGGGGGGUGGGAGGAGAAGAUUAUGGGCCAGGAACAUGCCUGACAAAGUCAUUACUUGACUUCGGCAGAAAAUCAGACCUGCACGUGCAAGAUGACUCAGACAUUACUAUUCUUACUCAAUAGAGAAUCUGGUUUUAUGUCCUGACCAGUUCAUCAAAAGCCUUGCUUGGUCAUUUUAACAAUGCAUGACAUUAUGCAGUGUGUAUCGAACCUACCGCAUCGCUGUUGGCCUGAUUCCGCAUAAACCUGAAGCCCGGAAUGCGCUGCUGGGAGCACACCACCCCGACAUCUUCGGAAUGUUUGCAGUCGCUCACACCAAAGCCGUUGUGGCGACACUCGGCGAGACUCUUCUCCCUCCCGUUGCAAUCCACAUUGUCGAGCCAGAUUCGGCCUGCAACGGACACAAGCAAAGAAGUGAUUAGAUGGGGCUUCCAAAAGGUGACCCUGCUUUUACACCUAUACACCAAAUAGUUGACUGACUCGGGAUGUUUGGUCACCUGCCAAUACUUGCAGAACAAACGCAGCCAAGUUCAGUGAUGGCUUAUGUUGGGCAGCUGAUUCAUCUGAAUCAACUAAACCAUUAUAAGCAAGCAAACCACCAGACCGCUGGUCAUUCUGACAACAACAGGAUGUCGUGAAACAUCCUGACCAUUCCAAAAACGUGACUCCAUGUAAGACUGUCCGUCAACUGGAAAAAAAUUUUAACGUCUCAAAAUAUGUCUGUUUCCCAGUUUGGCGUCCGUCAGUGAUAUUACUCUUAAAUUCUUUUUGCAAGUCUUACGGGGAUUGAAUUUAGAGAGCAGUUAGCUUUUUAUUGCCAUUCUAAGUUGCGCAAUGUUCCCAAAAUCAUCUGAAUAACAAUCAGAUUCUGUGCCGUAGCAGCUUAAGCAAGUUACGACCUUAAAUGGCUUCUCCAAAGUCAUCUCCGUUUGUUUUACACAUUGAGGUUGCAAAUGUUUUAUUGUUGGCGGCUAAAAAGCAUGUAAACAACUCGACAUGGGAAAACAAUAACGACUACUGGUUGUCUACUUUUUUUUUACUUAAUCUAUUUAAAAGCAUCUGUUUUUCUUCUCUUUUGGUCCGUGAUGCAUUACUCAUAAUGAUAGGAGAUGGAAAAAUCCCCUUAAUUACUUUUAUGGCCUUGUGUUUCCAAAAACAACAGUAAGAAAACAGCUCAAUUGUUUCCAUGCAAACUGAUACAAACAGCUUGCAGGGUGUUUCCAUACACACCUCGCUACCUAUUUUCAUCCACCCACUUAAUAACCACUGUGGCUUAAGUUUCGUUACUGAUUGCUUUUUUAACGACCAAAGUUAGAUCACAAGAUACUUUGUUAGUUACUUUCAAAAGACUUUGACAAUUCAGGUGAAUACAAAAAUAGUAACUCAUUGAACAGUAAUUUUAAUCAGACUACUAUACUAGAUCAACGCGUUUGAUUUCUAGUUACUAAAAAUGAUGCGAAACAUGUUACUGGAACCAUCACAAUAAACAGCCGCUAUCAUUUAAAAAUCAUCGUCAAGCAUAUGACAAUGAUCAAAAUAUUUGGCUUCCAUCUUGAUACACAAAGCUUGAUAGAGUCGAAAAAGUUACGCUUCAGCGGAGCAAAUAUGUAAGCAAGUACGUCACACGCAACUGCUAUUGUUUAUAACAAGGGCUCCACUUGUUUAGCUCAAAGUGUUUUGCAUAUAUUAGGUGUAUCAUUUCAAGCAUGUUAUUUCAACAUUUAAGCAUGGCUGCCAGCUCACAUUCAGCAGCAACUGCUCCAGAGGUAGGAAUGUCAUCAGUUUGUUUUUUCUUUUUUGCCACACCCUUAACCACACACACACACACGUAUGGUCAGUGCUGAUUGCCAUGUCUCAAUCGCUUUGCUUCGCUGAUGAGACAAAGACAAAAUAUGCAAGCCUAACCAACGACAUGCUGGCUCUUGGCUCCUGAGUGGCCUCCUCCGGCCUUUGGAUUGGAAAAUGUGAAAUCAAAUGCACGUGAAAGGGUCGGCGGGGAUUUUGCUUACCGUGUCCCUUGCCAUACUUGGCUGAGGGUGUCCAUGACUCAGCGUCCACAAAGCCGAGUUCUCUGCACACCACCUGGGCAGCGUAGAUGGAGAAGUCAUCAUCGCAGACUGUUCCCCACUCGCCGUUGUAGAGAACUUCUAGUCGGCCCUCGUGUUUCUUCCGUUUCGCUCCGACUAGACGUAGCUGGAUAGCUGGCGUGCCUGACUCCCGUUGGGCAUUGCACAGCAGCCAUGUGCAGAGCAUGAUGCAUAAGAGGCUGAGGUCCAAAGAGCUUAUUGCUCGGCGCAGCAUGAUGCAGCUGAUGGGAGAGAAAACAAAGAGCAAAUUGCAAGAUUGCUUUUACAUUUGAUAACAUUUCCUAAAGCUCAAUCUUUGAUGCUUACUAACGUGCACUCUACCAAGGCACACUGAAGUCUGACUGUUUUUAUGCUUGCGGGCAGUUUGUUCACAUUUUGAGCCUUCUUUGUACACCUUCCAAUCUAUUGGAUGCUAUUUGGUGAUGUUUGAAUAUUAAUUAUUUUCCAUAUGCAAAACGUUAAACUGAGGGCUAGAACGGAUCUGGGCAAAGGGAUGAGAAGAGAGCAAUUUGUGGUGUGUGGAACUUUGAAGGAGUGAAGUUUUGUAAAAGUUAUGUUUGGCUACGAGUAGCCUCCUCCUCAGGCCUCAACAGCUUCACGAGAAUCACUACCAGAUUUUUAUCUCAAUGUAUCCCAAAAAAUUACAUGUGGCUGCAAGGAAUAUCUUUUUUGAGAAAGAUUUGAGAUAAGUAAUCUCUCUUUCUAUGACAGCCUAAUGAAGAGCAAAUGUUGGCUCCUGCAGAAAAAGUGCCACCCCUGUCAUUUAUCUCAACGACGCCCAGAGGUUCUGCCACUGAGGUUCAGUGGAAAGUCUAGCCUGCCUCAUUAUUUCAUGACCAACCAUGCAAUUGUCAGGAGGGACACAGAUGCCCUCAGGGAGGAAUGUUUCAGGACUUCAAGGAAGGCGAGACAGUGAAAGUGGGAGGCACAGAGGAAGACCUCCACGUCACUUUUAAGCGAGGGGGAGGAAAUGGUUUUAGGGUUGACGUCAUAGCAACUGUGGGAGCACGCAUGAGAGCGGAACCUGGAGAAGACAUUCAAAAAAUCAGACGUACUCUCUUUGGCUUCAUCAUCUUCUUGUGGGAGGACUGUGACACCUUUCAGCCAUAUAUGGACUGUGAGCAUUGUAUUUUAGUUUCAUGGAUUUUGUAUGAUCUGCAGAGGGAUUUUCUGUUCUGAUACAUAAGGCUUUUGUAUUAAAUAUAGUCACAUGAUAGUGUUAAGCAAGGAUACUCCAAAUGAUCAUUGUAGGUGACAGCAACAAAUGUGAGGUGAUGUUUGUAAACUGUUUUACAUUGAAUUUAUGAGUAAAUAAAUGAGUAUAACGGUUGCGUUUAAAAUGACCAAGUUCAGUGCGUUGUCCAUUAUAUGAUAAUAAGUGACAUAAGUGGACUGCAAGGAGUCCAGUUUGACCAGGUGCCACUAAGAAUCUAAGUUUCGUGGGCUUCAAUUUGCAGCUAGACAAUUAGAAUGAAUAAAUUAACAAAAUAUCAUGCUAUAAGAACGAGGGGCAAGCAGCAAAACUUAUGCAAUUACUUUUUGAGUAACACAUGAGACAUACAAAAUGACCUCAAAUAUUGCAAGGAAGAUCAAUCUUACUUGUGCAGAAGAAGGGUCCUCGACUUGAUGCGUUCACCUUGUGUGAGCCUUUGAGGUGUUAUGCAUUGCGUCUUCGUUCCUUUUUGUACUUUUGCUGGCGCUUCUCGCAGCUCCCCUCACAGCUGGCAGCGACCUCCCGUCCCACUCCUCACGCUCAUGGCAGCCAAUCAGCGGCGGCCUCAGCAUCCUGACCCCGCCCCUCUCAUCCCACCCCCGCUCCAAGCACCACCGGGGUUACACAAACACACCAGAACUUGGCCCUGCAUCCAUCAUAUAGGAAACCUAUACUGUACUUUACAUUCCAUUCUCCGUGUAAAUGUACGGCUUGUGUUUUUGUGUUCCUAAUUCUCUGAAUUUCAAUGUCUGGGGUUUUUGUUUUCUUCAAAAAGACAGACUGCGGGUUUACAAAGUUUGUUGAAGUUAGAGUUAGACCACAUCCCAUAAUGUCCCCACUAGAAUCAGACAUAAAAUUAUAGGAUGUUGUGUUUUUGUGUGGCCGAAAGUUCAAACUUCCUCCAGCUCCCAAUGUGUCCGAUUUUUGAGAAAUAAAAUACGCUCAGAUUAUUGGCGUGUGUAACUCUCUUUAGCUAAUAGGAGAGGAGAGGAUUAUUACUUAAAACAUUAUCACUCAACAAAUAUAAAUGUAGAUUCUUACCUGCAUCCAAGACAGAGUUAAUUGCAUGUUUGUUUCUAACGAUGUUAUCAAUGUGAGAGUUCAGAGGCCUCAUCUUAUCUGUGAAGUCAAGUCGCAACAGAAUUGUAAAGGCUGCAACACAUCACCAACCUUUCACAGGUAAGUGACCACCUUGCCUUUUUGUAACAUUUCCAAAUUCAAAUACCUCAGACGUUAGUGGCCGAACAAGGCUGCGGCAGCAAGAAAACGUGGUGUAGUAGUCUGUACGAUGACAAAAAAAAAAAAAAGCCAUUGGCGGCUGUUGUUAGCUUAAAGUGAGCAUCUGCUGGAGCAAAGUUGUGGAGUAAAACAGCAAACACUUUUUAUUUAGGAAUGCACAAAAUAUACCUUUGAGUAUACAGGAGUACUAAUUCCAUAUACAAACAACAAGGCUUUUCAUCAAGUAUAAAAUGUACAAUAUUUUUAUGUUCAAAAAUUCACUGCAACAGAAUGUCAUUUGUCAUUAUUUUUUGGCAAUAGAUUGUGCUGAAAAGACUCUUCCAUGAAUCAGACCAUCCAUCCUUCCAUCCAUCACAUGACUUCUUCUUCAUCUUCCCUCGGGUUCAAUCAGACCUGAGAAUGCCGUCAAUGCUGGAACGUGUUUGAACAGCAAAUACACAUUGCGUGCAAUCACGUGGAAGUGGAUGGACGUGCGAGACGUGCACUUUGGCCACAAGAGACGAAUGACUGCAUGAGGAGCUUACGGUAACACGUGUUUUUCUCUUUUUACAAAAUAGACACAAUAAAGGCACACCGUAUUUGGAAAACAUGAUAGUGACAAAAAAUGAUGGUCGUGCUUGCAAACUUGUGAGCAAGAGGUUGCAUGAUUCAGUUUUUCCAUGUGCUCUUCUUCUAAAUGAUCCCACAAAUGUCGGUGGAAUAAAACUCAUGAUGUCAUUA
Syngnathus typhle (broad-nosed pipefish) is the source of this 8395-nucleotide messenger RNA. RefSeq names its product R3H domain and coiled-coil containing 1 (gene r3hcc1). The transcript is spliced from 8 exons. Lineage: Eukaryota; Metazoa; Chordata; Actinopteri; Syngnathiformes; Syngnathidae. The coding region runs from base 287 to 1432 and encodes 381 amino acids. Gene Ontology annotation, molecular function: nucleic acid binding. The record is from RefSeq and is a predicted model, not a curated record.